CUGCUUCCUACCGCCAGUUUCUCACCAUGGAUGGACUUGAUGGUGUUGCGAUUUCCACUCUUAAAGCUGCUAACAUUGGGGAAGAGAUUUUACCAACUCUCUCACGAGAUGAUAUCCGAGAUCUCUUUCCUGGUCCUGAGCACUUCCUGCGAGCAAAGCCAUUUGGCUCAUGACUCAUAAGGAAGAACAGGGGCACACGAUUCCUGUUGAAGGCCAAGGUUCAUCAGCAGAUGAUGAAAAUAAUGAAAGUUCAAACCGAGAUGACCCCAGCACUUCAAAGUUUUUGAAGUUACCCAGCCCAGAAUACGUUCUCUUCACUGAUAGUGAACUACAACACGUGAGACGAGCAUACUUUGAGCAGCAGCGUCUUGGAAAAGAGAGUGAAGUCACCUUAUCAAAGGAGCUCUUCUGCCGGCUCAUCCGAAAUACCAUGACAAAUAUGAUCUCAAUUGCAAGAGCCUCUUCAGAUGACUACAAAUACCCCACUAAACAUGAAGUUCUUGCCAUGGCAAAGCGGUUAGUGGAAUACUACUCUAUGAUAAAAGAUAAGUCAACUGGAUCUAGUCACGAGUGGGACUCUGUUGCCAAAAAGCUCAUGAAGCGACUUUCAAAUAUCCGAAGUCCUGUGAAGGCCAAACACCCUCCUUCCAAGAGAGCCCGUCUGGACAAAGAACCUUCUGCUGCAGUGGCAAGUGACUAUGAUGCUGAUUCCAGUGCAUCAACACUUCAUCUAUCACCACCUUCAAAAUCAAGCACCCCACGGCAAGACAAUGACAGCAUCGAUGAAGCAUCCGAUGGUCCAGAAACCAGCCUCGACACCCAGAAAACACAGGCACGACAUUACAGGACUCUACGGGAAAUGUACAAAUCAAAGAAGCCAAACAAAGCUGCUGUAACUCAUCUAUUAGACCUGGAGUUCCAGUCCAGAAGAAAUUUCAUCGACUCAGAUACUUUGAAGGAGCAAAACAGACCUACACAAAUAUUACAGGCAUACCCAUGCUUCAAAGAACUGGACCAUACAAUGGAUGAACUGCGGAGAAUCAUUGAGCCAAACAAUUGCCAAUACAUUUCUGAGGUGAAAGGCAGGUGGGAGACCUUCUACUCCAAGGUUCAGUUUUAUGGUGUCAUGAAGAAAGUCAUGAAGCCUCCAAGGACAUUAAAUGGAGUUGAACAUGCCAUUGCUGUUUUUACUGCCCUGCCAUUGCUCUUCCCAUCUGGCUCUGCAGUACCCAAGAAAGUGGUCCCAAUCAGUGAGGCUCUUUUCCACAUUCUUACGCCCUCAGAGGACCCUGAUACCUUCGUUCACCGGCGUGUGCUUUCUAGCCCUGUUUUGCUGGUUGGUGAGGAGAACUGCAUGGUGGUUGUAGGUACAACUCCAGUUGUAACCUUUGAGAAAGAUUUGCUCCACGAGGGGCUUCUCUACCUCCUGGCAUAUUACUAUGCAUUCCACCUGACCUAUCCCAGGUGUAUUGCCACACUCUUGUCUGUGUUGCAAACAGAAGUUCUGGUAGAUGUCCUCCAUGAGCAGGAUGCAACCCCCUCUUAUAAAAAGGCCAUUCAUGAAUGGAAAAUGUUUGUGGAAUAAAUACUGUUGCAAACCUGUAUGGCUGAGGCAGUGAUGGAUUAUUUGUUUGUUUUUUAUUUUUUGGUUUGUUCCUCAUUAUAUUUGCACUUGAUUUGUGCUAGUAUGAGAUUUCCCUGCUUUUUCAGUAGUAUUUUUUUCUUGAAUCAAUUGUAUUAAUGCAAUACAUUAGUUGACUAAUUGCUGUUUGAGGAAUAUGCAGCUUAGGCAUAGCCUUUUUAUGCAGAACAUUUGCUGUUUAUGUGCCAUGUUAUGACACUGACACUUCCUUAUGUCAGUUGAAUAGUUCAUCCUGCUUUAUGUGCUCCAAUUGUUAAAGAGGAUGUUCUUUAAUAAA
Messenger RNA from Xyrauchen texanus (razorback sucker), 1919 nucleotides. RefSeq lists its product as uncharacterized. NCBI's taxonomy places the organism in Eukaryota, Metazoa, Chordata, Actinopteri, Cypriniformes, Catostomidae. Bases 170 to 1585 code for a protein of 471 amino acids. The record is from RefSeq and is a predicted model, not a curated record. The transcript is spliced from 8 exons.